CAGAGGCUGUGAGCCUCUGUGAUACAGAUGUCUUUGGAGAAGGUACUGCUGCCAGAACAGGCAGCCCGCUGGACAGCAGAGACACUUGCUGGAAAGUACUGGUUGCACCUGACCUUUGAGUGCCACAAAGGUGAGGGCUACCAGGCCCCCUGCACAUGGAUCUACUGGGUGGCAGUUGGAACACAGCUCACUGCAAGAAGGAAGUCAACUUUGACCAUUUUCAGAUUCUGCGGGCCAUUGGGAAAGGAAGUUUUGGAAAGGUGUGUAUUGUGCAGAAGCGCGACACCAAGAAGAUGUACGCCAUGAAGUACAUGAACAAGCAGAAGUGCAUUGAGCGUGACGAGGUUGGCAACGUCUUCCGGGAGCUGCAGAUCAUGCAGGGGCUGGAGCACCCCUUCCUCGUCAACCUGUGGUACUCCUUCCAGGACGAGGAGGACAUGUUCAUGGUGGUGGACCUGCUCCUGGGGGGGGACCUGCGCUUCCACCUGCAGCAGAACGUGCAUUUCACUGAAGGGGCUGUGAAGCUCUAUGUCUGCGAGCUGGCACUGGCCCUGGAGCACCUGCAGAGGUGCCACAUCAUGCACAGAGACAUAAAACCAGACAACAUCCUGCUGGACGAGCACGGUCACGUCCACAUUACAGACUUCAACAUCGCCACAGUAGUGAAGGGAGCAGAGAAGGCCUUCUCCAUGGCUGGCACCAAGCCUUACAUGGCCCCAGAAGUGUUCCAGGUGUACGUGGAUGGAGGCCCCGGGUACUCUUACCCUGUCGACUGGUGGUCCCUGGGUGUCACAGCCUACGAGCUCCUGCGGGGCUGGAGGCCAUAUGAAAUCCACUCAGCCACACCCAUUGAUGAGAUCCUCAGCAUGUUCAAGGUGGAACGAGUCCACUACUCUUCCGUGUGGUGCAGGGGGAUGGUGACCCUGCUGAAGAAGCUCCUGACCAAGGACCCUGAGAGCCGCCUGUCCAGCCUCCAUGAUAUACAGAGUGUGCCCUACUUGGCUGACAUGAACUGGGACGCCGUGUUCAAGAAGGCAUUGAUGCCUGCCUUUGUGCCCAAUAAAGGGAGAUUGAAUUGUGAUCCUACCUUUGAACUUGAAGAAAUGAUUCUAGAAUCCAAGCCACUUCACAAAAAGAAGAAGAGAUUGGCAAAGAAUAGGUCCAAAGAUGGCACAAAGGACAACUGUCCUCUGAAUGAACAACUGCAGCAGUGUUUGGAGACCGUACGGAAGGAAUUCAUCAUAUUCAACAGAGAGAAGCUCCAGAGGCAGGAGAGCCAGGGCAGCCAGCCCUCCCACAUAGAAGGCCGAGCUGGGGGCCAGGCCCAGGGCAAGCUCCAGGAUGGGGGCAACAACAACAUCCUUGGCCACACCUGCUCCCGCAGCUGCAGAAGCUAAGCCCCUGCCUGCAGCUGUCUGAUGGGACUGCACACCUCUCUGCCCUUACCACCCAGAGCCCCUCUCUCACCCCUGACAGCAUCAAAUGCAGAAAGAGUCUUGGCCUUGGAGUUGGGAAGCCUGAGUUCUGGUCCCUAUCCCUGACUGAUUUAAUGUGUGACCUCAGACAAAUCAUGCCCUCUCUGUGCCUCAGUUUUCUGCAGCUGUCAAAGGGUUGGACAUCUCUGCCCCACAUCAAAUCACAAGAGUAUUGUGAGAAUCCAAUUAGGUAACAGACAUGAAAAACCUUUGGUAUUUACAAAAUCAUUUAUACUUGCAAAAUACAACCUUAACAUUGAACGUGCACUCCCAUCUCCAAAAGAGUUAGACCAUCACAACUUUGAGGUUUUGAAAAAUACAGCCCCAUGAGCAAAGUAAAUGCCUGACACUCUUGCCCCUCCUGUGGGAACACCUGUCUCAAAUCCUGUAGCAAAACCUGAAGCAUCCUGAUUUGCAUUCUCUGCUAGACUGCGGUUUUUCUGGCCUUCUAAGACAGCGCAGCAUGCAGAUAGAAGACUGUCCCUAUCUAUCAAUUCUGGCAGCCUCCACCUCCACCCACCCCUGGAGCUGGGACAGCAGCAGGUGCACAUUCAGACUACAGCCGGUCACUGAGCACUGGACACCCUUACAUCAGCGCUCCCUGAAAGCCCAGCCCUGCAGCCGGCCUCUCAGCAUCUCUCAGGUCUCCUCUCUCGAGAAGGGUGUGUAAAAUCAACUUGUCAGUGUCACCUUGCAGAGGGUGCGUGACCACCAUUGAUGGGGUGUCUCCUUAUUUGUAAAUUAGAAAGCAUAGGUGCUUACAAAGUUUAUUUCAGGAGGAAAGUGGUCUCACACAAAAAGCCAAUUAGUACUUUCUGAUGGUUCAGGGUGAAGCUUGCCUUUGAAUUAGGAGACUACCACACAGCGGGUGAGGCUGAGACUUUACAGUUCCGCUGGUGUUCAGAAUCCAGCCCUGCUGGGACUCACCAGAAGACCUUGGGCAAGGCAUCUGAUCACUCUCUUUCCUCAAUUUUUUUUUUAGAUAAGAAUAAUAAAACCAACCUUGCAGGGUUGUUACAGGGUUAGCUAGGAUUCCUGGACGUGGUGCACUCAGUGCCUUGGACAGCUCUUUGAAUAGCAGCCUUUCCUAUCAACGGCAUUGCCAUCAUUCUUUGGAGAUACUUUGUUAUUCCAGCUGUGUAGCAGGUAACUUCUGUGGAAAAAAAAUUCAUAUUUAGGAUUCUUUUAACUGUUUUUCCAGGAGUCUUUGAUGUCUCUAUGUCCUGUUGAAGUUCCAUUUUGUUUUGAUUUUUUUCAUCCAACUACCAUUUUUCACUUUUUACUUGAUAAUCCUUGCAGCUGCCAAUGUCAUGUUAGAUUCUUAAGGGACAUUUUAAUAUACGAUGAGGUUUUAUUUUUUUUUUUCAAAAAGGAAGUAAUCAUUUCUUUCCUCCUUUUAACUGAGGCGAUUUCUAGAUUGUGUUGAACACAUAAAUCUGCUUGUUUUGCACACAUUUUAGUCUUUAUUUCCUCAGCAGUACCAUCCUGUCCCCACCUACAGGAAAUAACAGGGCUUCUCAGCUCCUCACUACUACCCUGGAAGCUUCUAGGAUGCCUUACUGGGCUGAGUUCAUGAAUUAGGGGCAGAAGCUGGAAGCAGCUCCAGGAACACUGGAUUUCCUGGCUCUGUUCAAGUUGUUGUUCCUUGUUCAGAAUAAA
This is a messenger RNA of Nycticebus coucang (slow loris), 3134 nucleotides long. It is a transcript of the gene STK32B, whose product is annotated as serine/threonine kinase 32B. Gene Ontology annotation, molecular function: G protein-coupled receptor binding; G protein-coupled receptor kinase activity; ATP binding. NCBI's taxonomy places the organism in Eukaryota, Metazoa, Chordata, Mammalia, Primates, Lorisidae. The transcript has 12 exons. The record is from RefSeq and is a predicted model, not a curated record. The coding region runs from base 156 to 1397 and encodes 413 amino acids. Gene Ontology annotation, biological process: protein phosphorylation; regulation of signal transduction; G protein-coupled receptor signaling pathway.